This is a messenger RNA of Cuscuta epithymum, 1155 nucleotides long. The record is from the annotation of a GenBank genome assembly. NCBI's taxonomy places the organism in Eukaryota, Viridiplantae, Streptophyta, Magnoliopsida, Solanales, Convolvulaceae.
UUGAAGUUUGUCUUUUUAUGCAAUCAUUACUCACUUUAUAUACCAUUACAAAAAGCAAAGCGAAACCAUGGGCUUUAACCAGCCAAAAGUACAUCAAAUUGCACAAGUGCAGAGCAUCAUCAUCAUCUUCAUAAGUGAGCUCUGUGAAGACUCAGUUUUUUUCAAUAGUUUAGAGCUGAUAAUAAAGCUAGAGCUCCCGAUCCUUGAAGAAGAGCCAAAGUUUCAGUCAUGCUGGGAAAAAGCUUAACUCCGGUGAUCGGGAAAAUAGCCCGUAGAUCCUGUAUACCAGCUUCCGGCAGCGGAGAACUAGUUGUCGACGGAUCAAUUAGCCCGAGAAGUCCUUUGGACCUGAAAUCACCCAGAGGUCCAAAAAGUUACGAUCUUGGUGUGGUUGGGCUCGCCAUAGUAGCUGCCCUUGAGAAUUCUUGUCAAACUGACGCUGAAUUCUUAACUUGCCGGCCUGUUUAUAAUCGGAGGAACUCAAACCCGAUUCCGGUCAAUUCCUGCCGGAGUUCUCCCAGACUCGCCGGAUAUUUCGAUGAAACGGAUACGGAAUGCUCAGAAGAUGAGGAAGAUGAAGAAUAUACGGUUGUAACUUGCCAUGGCCCCGGUAACAAAUCCUACACACGAGUGUACUGUGACAGAGCCGUGAUCGGCGGCAGUUACAGAAGUUCCAGAUCUAAAUGGCCGAGCGUAUUCGCCGUUUCUCCGGCGAGAACUGGUGGUUUUCCGAGAAACCCAGAUUCCGGUUUUCUGAGUUCAUGCGAUAUGUGCCAGAAAAGCCUUCACGGCAUAGACAUAUUCAUGUACAGGGGUGAGAAAGCAUUUUGCAGCUCGGAAUGUAGAAACAGACAGAUAUUGACUGAGGAGUCCAAUGAGAAUUGCAGUUCGGAGAUUUCAAGGUCUGUUGAUGUUUCGAGCUCAAACGGCGGCCAGAUGUUUUCAGGGAAUGGCAUUCUGGCAAUCUGAUCUGAGAAUAUGUAUAUCUAUCUAUCAAAUAAAGGCAGUAGAGAUUGAGUGUGUGUGUAUAUAUGAGAAGAAUUAACAAAAGGGGCUUUGAAUUCCCUCAACUUUUUUUUGUCGAUUUUUAUGGGAUAUAACAAUAAUCUUGUAAAAACAGAUGUUUAUGCUAUGGCAAUGAAGUUUUGAACUCUC